Molecule: messenger RNA, 1338 nt
Organism: Trichosporon asahii var. asahii CBS 2479
Lineage: Eukaryota; Fungi; Basidiomycota; Tremellomycetes; Trichosporonales; Trichosporonaceae
Exons: 1
Coding region: 1-1338 (445 amino acids)
Source: RefSeq, a predicted model, not a curated record
AUGCGUUUAUUUGGUUCCGACCGCCGCGAUAUCAGUGCGCGCCGAAGCCCGUCACCGAUCACCGACUUUGUGUCGCCCAUCCUUAUCAGCUCCGUCCGUCUUCUCUUACCUCCCUCGUCUCGGCGCCAACUUCUCGAUCCCCCCACACCGCCGACGCCAGCGACGCCGACUAUGCCUCGCCAGUCCUCCCGCAGCUCGGCGCCGACCCCGCGCCGCGUCGCCGAGCUCCUCCUCCAGCCUCUCGGGUACGAGGUCGUCUCGCUGCGCGAGCUCCAGACCCUGUGGGCGGGGUAUGGCCAUGUGUGCUCCGUCGUCGCGAGGAAGGGCCGGGACCAGCGCCGCCUCGUGCUCAAGCUCAUCUCCCCUCCGCCAGUGUCUGAUGCCGACGAGGGACACCUGCGCAAGAUGCUCUCGUACCGCGUCGAGCAGUACUUUUACGCGCACGUCGCGCCCGUAGUCUGCACAAAGGCCACGGUCGCCGACUGCCCCGCUGUCGCGGGUAUUGAUGGCCAGCACCCCGAGCUGGAGGGCACGCUGGCGCUGCUGCUCGAAGACCUGAGCGUCUCCUUCCCGCUCGCGGGCGAGAAGCGCGCCUACCUCUCCGAAAAGCAGGUUGGCGCCGCGCUCCGCUGGCUCGGCGAGUUCCACGGUAACAGCCGGCAACUGUUCCCCGCCAAGACGCACGAGUUUGUGCGCCCGCCGCUCGAGGAGAGCAGGCCGGAGGGCAAGAAGCUCUGGUUGAAUGGCGGGUACACAUACCUCGCCACGCGGCGGGGUGAGCUCGCCAACCUCGCGGAUGAGGGCGGGGAGUGGGCCGAUGCUUUCUGCGCGGAAGACAACGACGGGAUGAACAUGGCCGAACGCGUUGCGUCUGUCCUUGAGGCGCGGGGACGGCCAGCCGAGACACUCAUUCAUGGCGACGUCAAGAGCGAGAACCUCUUCACGACCUCGGACCAGAUGCGCGCGGCCUUCUUCGAUUUCCAGUACGUCGGUCUAGGGCUUGGCGCAUGCGACCUCGCCAAGUUGUUCACGUGCUCGAUCCCGCUCGUCAUGCUUGUGCCCGACAGGCAUGUGGGUCAGACACUCGACAUGACGGAGGGGGAGAGGAAACUGCUGCAGGAGUACAGACGGACACUGCUGGCGAACGGCAAGAGGUGGGGCAUGAGCGAGGAGUCGUACCCGUGGAACGAAUUCAAGCGGCACUGGGAGACGGCACUGGUCGACUGGUGUCGUUUCCAAGCCUCCUGGGGAUUCUGGGGGAACACGGAAUGGCUCGAGGCGCGUGUGCGGAGUAUCCUCGCCGACAAGGACUGGCGCGCCGGGCUCGACGAGCAGUAG